AUGGAUAAUAAUUCGGAACCACCAAAGCCUAGACGUCCUUUGCCUACUCCAGGCGCACCUUCUGCACAGAGGCCGAGCACACCAGUCCUCAAUAUCAGCCCCAUUCCUCCUUCCACUUUCUAUGGCACAACGCAACCCCAAAAACCUCCUCUACCUACACGUCCAUCCAAGCCACUCGGUUCUGCAUACACUUCCUACCAUGCACCCUCAAAGGCUACCGCCCCUCCUCGCUACGGAUCUCCGGCGUUCACUGGUUCCCCAGGUUUUCGCGAACCUGAAUUCAUAACCGAGGAGCCCAUUGACGAAGACGACGAUUUGCCGCCAGAUCUUAUACCUCCGGAUGAACCGCACAAUUGGGGGAGCGCCGAAGCAUCCUGGUCCCAGACCCAGUGGCCUGCUGGGACAUGGCAUGAUACGACUACCUCCACCACGGAGUGGAUGAGGUCGGGCGGCUAUGGUGACGGGAGCGACUACCGCAGGAACACAGAAGUAGCUAUUGAUGGAAGAAGGAACUUUGAGGAGGAUAAUUGGUGGAACCCUGCGGAACGCGAAAGGAAUAACCGUCCAGGGCCAGGCAUGCUCCCGCCUAUUCUUGCGGAACAUCUGCAUGACACAAACCAUUCGUUGUUUUGCGUGAACGUUUCCUCUUCGAAUUUCAUGGGGCAACUAACUUCAUCCCACUCAACGUCCUCUCUAGGCCACCAUCGCGAGCACUCGAUAUCCAGUACUGCCAGUUCUCAAUCGACCGUGCACGAACCGUCCCCUAACGCCCCUCCUCCGACCGAGGACGAAAUUCGUACGUCGGUGCCACAUCCAAACGCACAUUAUUGCCCGAGAGAGAAUGGCUGGGUCAUCCUCAGCUGGAAGGCGUCGUCCGUCUCUCCUCCCCUCGCUGCGUCGUUUCGAGAGGAUCAAUUUCCCCUCCCUGAUCAAAACAGGCGCAGAAAGGCGCAUUCUUGUAUCGAUGACGUCGAGCACUCGUUCGGAGCUGCCAACAAGACACAUCAUUUCCACAAAUACCCAAAAGCUAUCGACUCUCAUAAAUUGACGCCACCUCUCCGCGAGGAUGAAUGGCAGUCGUUGGAGAACAUAAAACAGAAGCGACGCAAUGGGACUAUUGUCAUGGACGAGAUUAAUGUUGAAAGUCUGGGAGAGGCUGAAAACCCUAUGGAUACGGAGAGUGAGGGCAAGCUAUUGGACCUGUACGUUUGUUGUCAGUGUUCUCUUUACGUCGUUGCGUCUGGCGUUAUCCCUGGAGUUAUUCCACGAAAGCACUUUGAGGAGUUUGUUCGUGGCAAAAGGAACAACCCUAUCGUUGGCAAGAGUGGGGAACUCUCCGUCGUUCUAUCCUUAGAGACUCUUUUGCUAGCGGUCGAAAACAAGCUGUGGAAAGGCGACAACCGCUUGAUAAAGAUAGGAAGCAGUGGGUUCAGGUCCAAGCUCGGAUGGAGUCCAAACACGAAGCGUAUACUUGAAAUUUUGGGCUUUUAUGAGCAGUCGGACGAUCAAACCUUGAAUCCGCCCACCACAGACCCGUCCACCCCUGAAGGGGUUCAAAAUCGACGCAAACUCCUACGCGCUUGGGUGGAGGUUAAUGCUUGGCUGGCCGACUUUAAACGUAAUAAUCCUCAACACCUCAAAGAUCACCAUCCGAAUCAACCAACCACUGGUACCGUGCAGAUUGAUAGUGCAAGGGAGAUGUAUCAGACUGCUAUUGGCGCGCAUCCGGUGCAGAUUCCUCGCGGUGAGCUUACGGAUCCGCUUCUGGAGGCGGUUCGCGCCCUUCCUGAAUCUUGGAGUAUUUUCGGCUUGACACCGACUACUUUUUCUCCUGACCUCCUUGCCUUUGCGUAUCUCGCACAAUGUCGUUGCGACCCCGCCAAUACCAUGUUGUAUUUCACGCACCUAUCGAAACUACUGAAAGUUUUCCAAGACUUUGGAAGUUGCCCGACUCAACUCCAAGAUCUCCUCGUAAUGGAACGAUCGAGGGAUCGGUUCACAACUGACGACCUGGAAAAUGCAGCUAGUACCCUCGGGUUUGGUCCGGAUGGCCUGCUCUCCGUGGACUAUGACGACGAGAUACCCGACGAGUUUGUUGAGAAUGCGUGGAAGGACUGUGUGAAGCGGUCUUGGCGGGAUCAUAACAAUGGUUCUGAGCUCCACCGAAAGGCCAACGAGGCUUUCAGAAUACUGGCUGAAGCCCGUGGAAGCGUUCGGCUAAAGAAGGUUUGGGAGGCGGGUAAGAAUAAGUAUAUGAACCCAGACCGGGCGUAUGAUACCCUUGAGAUUCCUAAGGAUGUUGAUGACCAUAUGCUUAUAACGGUGUUCACCAUGAGGCUCGAGGAGACCCCUUCGCAGAUUGAUAAAAUGCGUGAAGCUAUGACCGUUAUCGCUGAAGUUCGAGAUAGCGAGCGCUUGCGGCAAUUUCUAAAUUCUGGUCAAGAUCCUGGUGAUAUCGUCGCACCUACUCGCGCCGACCUUCCGCGUGGCCUCAACCAGCUGGGAAAUACAUGCUACCUCAAUUCACUUCUGCAGUAUUUCUAUACCAUUAAAGAUCUACGAGACGCAGUCCAAGUCAUGUCUAAGCUGGAUCUAAAAUCAAUUGAUGACGAGAAGUUCUCUGAUGAUGACCUCAAGCGCCAUAGAGUUGGUGGCAGACUUGUAACACGGCGGGAAAUCGUUCGAUCAAGAAAAUUUAUCAAUCAACUUGCAGAGCUCUUUUUCAACCUCGAGUACUGCGAGUCUGCGGCCGUCACACCCACGAUUGAUCUGGCGAAACUAGCCCUUGUGACGUCAAGAGAUGAGGAGGAAGACGAGGCUGACAAAGGGGGAACAGACUCCUCUAACGAUACUGACGCUACCUUAGUUGACGAUGGGCCUUCGCGUGCCCCAGCACAGUCACAGUCACCACCAAGGUCAUCUAGUACCGUUCUUGGGAAACGACCGCGCGAUAUUGAUCGUCAGCGUAGCUCGAUGGACGUCGAUAGUCCCAUUGUUUCGUCGCCAAAGGACAAAGAUGACUACGUGAUGGUUCCUUCGCCCACCAGGCGCUCUAGCUCGCCACUGUUGAUCGACAAGGAGAAUUUGGCACCCAUUUCGGAAGCUUCGACGUCCAAGGCCGCUGAUAAAGACGGAGAUGUUGAUAUGGGAGGGACUCCUGCGCCAGAGGCUAAGCCCCCUCUUCCUCCGCGAAAGCGCGAAGUCAAUGAUUCUACCAUGAUGUUUGGAAAACAACAUGAUGUUGCCGAAUGCAUGGACAAUUGCAUGUUCCAAAUUGAAACUGCUCUCCUGAAAUUCGAUGGUGUGAACGAUGGAGAGAGUGCAGAGAAGACGAGUGUGGUCAAAAGGCUUUUCUAUGGGAAAAUCCGACAACGUCUGACUGGCACUGGGGCUCAACGAAACCGGCCUUCAAUUCACGAAAAGGAAGAUUUGUUCUCCCAUCUGCCUGUCAACGUUACGAACGAUGGGGUCGACAUUUACGAUGGACUGAGUGGGUAUUUUGACGAUGUCGUUGAUUACGAAGGCGGCAAAGCCAGAAUGGAGGUUUCUCUGGUUGAUCUACCUCCUUUACUACAGAUCCAACUUCAGAGGGUCCAAUUCAACCGAGACACCCUCCAGCCAUACAAAUCGCAAGCGUAUGUGAAGUUCGGGGAAACUAUCUACAUGGAUCGAUUCAUGGACAACGCCAACCUGGAGAAAAAGGCCAAGUCGAAAGGGAUUCAAGCUGAGCUUAAUGCGUCCAGGGACCGUGUUAGGCUUCUUCUAGAAGGCAAGGAUGCUUCGUUUGUUACUGCCCUUGAUCAUACAAGUAAAUUCUUGGCUGGUUUGCAAGAGACUGCGUUGCCAGGCGUAGACGAUGAUCUUCUUCACGAGUUGCAAGACGAAAAAGGCCGGAUAAAUGCAGAGAUUGACCAACUACGCGCUCGGGUGAAUUCUCUCAAGGAAGAGCUGGAGACUCUUUGGCGAGACAGUUGUGAAGUUCCGUAUGAGCUUACCUCUGUUUUUAUCCAUCGUGGAUCUUCGCCGUCGUGGGGCCACUACUUCUUCUAUUCGCGACAUCUCCCAGACCAGCCUGAUUCGUGGUUCAAAUACAACGACUCCGACGUCACAGUCGUUUCGAAAGAUGAAGUUCUUGCGGAUACAACUGGAUCUACAGCGAAUCCUUACCUGCUUGUCUUUGCACGGAAAGGUUCAGACGUGGUUGAUACCGUCCGACGAUUCGAUGCUUCCUCAAUAAUAGACCUAUGA
Molecule: messenger RNA, 4248 nt
Organism: Laccaria bicolor S238N-H82
Lineage: Eukaryota; Fungi; Basidiomycota; Agaricomycetes; Agaricales; Hydnangiaceae
Exons: 15
Coding region: 1-4248 (1415 amino acids)
Biological process (GO): regulation of proteasomal protein catabolic process; proteasome-mediated ubiquitin-dependent protein catabolic process; protein deubiquitination
Molecular function (GO): proteasome binding; cysteine-type deubiquitinase activity
Source: RefSeq, a predicted model, not a curated record